This is a messenger RNA of Calidris pugnax (ruff), 1228 nucleotides long. It is a transcript of the gene IL10, whose product is annotated as interleukin 10. Gene Ontology annotation, biological process: immune response. Gene Ontology annotation, molecular function: cytokine activity. Bases 1 to 531 code for a protein of 176 amino acids. The transcript has 5 exons. The record is from RefSeq and is a predicted model, not a curated record. Gene Ontology annotation, cellular component: extracellular region. NCBI's taxonomy places the organism in Eukaryota, Metazoa, Chordata, Aves, Charadriiformes, Scolopacidae.
AUGCAAACCUGCCCAGCCCUGCUCCUGCUGCUGCUGGCCACCGGCGCCCUGCUCGCCCGCUGCUCGCCCCCCGAGCCCUCCUGCCUCCACUUCUCCCAGCUCCUGCCCGCCAGGCUCAAGGAGCUGAGGAGCAAGUUUGGGGAAAUUAAGGAUUAUUUUCAAUCCAAAGACGAUGAACUCAGCAUCCAGCUGCUCAGCUCCGAACUGCUGAAUGAAUUCAAGGGGACCUUCGGCUGCCAGUCGGUGUCGGAGAUGAUGAGGUUCUACACCGAGGAGGUCCUGCCCACCGCCCGGAAGACCAGUGCCCACCACCAGCAGAGCGUGGACGACCUGGGCAACCUGCUGCUGGACCUGAAGGCGACCAUGAGGCGCUGUCACAGAUUCUUCACGUGCGAGAAGAGGAGCAAAACCAUGAAGCACAUCAAGGAGACCUUUGAGAAGAUGAACGAGAAUGGAAUCUACAAGGCCAUGGGGGAGUUUGACAUCUUCAUCAACUACAUCGAAGAGUACUUGAUGAUGAAGAAGAAGUAGUGAAAACGCCCACGGGUCUACAUCUUUCACACAAAAUCCUGCUAUUUUUUUCAGAAAUCACUUUAGGCUGGAAGAGCACACAAGAGAUUAAGUUAUCUUAGGGUUCAAAGUUUAGUAUUGUAUUUAGAACUUAUUUUUUUUACAACUGAAUUUAAUAUUUAUUAAUUUUAAUACCUCAGUGUUUAUGUUUACAAUAUGUUUUGAAGGAAAGUGUGAUGAGCUUGUAAAAUACUAUUUAUUGUUCGAUAUUUUAAAACUGUUUAUGAUAGAGUUAUUUUAUUCAUAGCUUCAAAACACCCAGAGCAGUGUUCCUCUGGGGAGCAGAGAACGAGCAAAGCUUAUCCCAAGUGCAAUUCCACUGGGCAUGGUCGCCUGAUCAGGAGCAACUCCAGCUCAGAGCUCAGCAAAGUUUAAUUUUAAGCAAAUGAGCGCUCUCCUCCUGUUCUAUCCCUCUAUUUAUUUAGGCAAUCCAACGCUUUUAUGCACAACCACCUCACUGUCUCUGGUUCUGCAGUGGGAAUUAGGCACUGAAAUAUUCAAUAUUAUUCCAUGGCCUUGCACUGAGCAAGAUAAUCAUAAAUGUAACACAGGGUGGUUUUUUCCUCCUGCGCAAAGAGAGCAAUGCGGAGGAGGAAGAGGAGGAGGAGGAGGAGCUGUACUCCUAUGAGCACGCGACCAUGCCACGGCAAUGAAUCAG